Molecule: messenger RNA, 3953 nt
Organism: Phyllostomus discolor (pale spear-nosed bat)
Lineage: Eukaryota; Metazoa; Chordata; Mammalia; Chiroptera; Phyllostomidae
Gene: HS3ST5
Product: heparan sulfate-glucosamine 3-sulfotransferase 5
Exons: 6
Coding region: 1267-2304 (345 amino acids)
Molecular function (GO): [heparan sulfate]-glucosamine 3-sulfotransferase activity
Source: RefSeq, a predicted model, not a curated record
GACUGGCAGCCACUCUGCAGCUGGUCGCCGGGGACCGGGUCCCUCCCGCGCGCCCGAGUGAUGGAGGGGAAGAGAUUCGUUUAGACAGACACACGCUCACACAGCUGGGCACGUCUCUGGGAGGCAGCUGCCGGCUGGGGAGCGCCAGGGGCUGGGCGGUGGCCGUGACAGCGCCAGCCGCUGGAAGCUGGGAGCCUGCACAGCUUGGCACCGGUGGCUCCAAGACCCAAGAAGGGAAGAACCGAGCUACACUGACUGUUGCUCUUUGGGGCGGAUCGGAAAGGAGCAGGCUUCCCAAGGAGCUGUCACAGAGGACGCCGGAGGCUCUGCCCUCAGCGCCCUGAGUCCGGGGUUGCGCUGGUGCCCGCGCGGUGCGAGGAGGAUGCGCCCUUCCUCCCGCAGAGUGGCUGCGGGCCCCGGCAGUGCGCGGACUCGGGCUCCAGCGGCCGCCCGUACCGUGUCCGCGCCGCGGGAGCGCGCCCUGCCGCACCUGGCUCCAGUCUCCCCGGGAAGUGCAGGAAACGCUCCCUAAACUACACUACGCACUUCUCGCCCGCUUCCUCCUCCGGCAGUUCCCUACCCGGGACCUCGCAGCCGCAGCAGCCGUGCCUCCUGCGUGUCGGCCCGCCCGCCUUUUACUAUCACGCGCGCACGCACAGCCCCGUUUGCUCGCUCGGCUUCACGCAGACUCUCUCCGCCGCGCCCAAACCUGGGCAUCCGAAACUACCGGACCAACUGCCGCUGGGACUGCCGGAGCCGCCCAGUGGCCUGGUGCGACCCGCUGCGGGCCCCCGGGCUCUGGGCUCCCGCCUGUGCCUCUGCCGCCGCGGACGAGGAAACGAACCAAGAAUAGAAGAGCCUUCACUGCAAACAGUUUAUAGGAUCCAAGGACAUUGACUAAAAAGAAGUAAUGUGAUUAUUGAAAUUGGAUAUAAUCAAGUACCCAGAGGCCUCAGAUCCGUCUUCCCUGCUCAGUGGUGUUUCUGGCGUCCACCUAAGGAGUCUCCUUGUCCAGCCUUGGAACACUUGGAAAUCAAACAGAAAAUCCACUUCACAUAUUCUUCUUGAAAAUUUCCCUCAUAUAUGUUCAGACCUUUCUGAAUAAGCAUAAGGAUUUGAAGGUACUAACAAGAGGGAACAAGCCCCAAAGACAGGCCAUAAGUGAGGAAAGGCCAUGGAACAGCCACCAACCAGAUAAUCGUCGCUGGAACAAUUGGGAAGUGUCUGAAUGUAGGCUGCAGAAGUCCUGAAGGUUGAUGGAGGGCCAUGCUAUUCAAACAGCAGGCGUGGCUGAGACAGAAGCUCCUGGUGCUGGGAAGCCUUGCUGUUGGGAGUCUCCUGUAUCUAGUUGCCAGAGUUGGGAGCUUGGAUAGGCUACAACCCAUUUGCCCCAUUGAAGGCCGAUUGGGAGCCCGUGGGCAGGCGGAAUUUCCUCUGCGUGCCCUGCAGUUUAAACGAGGCCUGUUGCAUGAGUUCCGGAAGGGCAACGCUUCCAAGGAGCAGGUUCGCCUUCAUGACCUGGUCCAGCAACUCCCCAAGGCCAUUAUCAUUGGGGUGAGGAAAGGAGGCACAAGGGCCCUGCUUGAGAUGCUGAACCUCCAUCCAGCAGUGGUAAAAGCCUCUCAAGAAAUCCACUUUUUUGACAAUGAUGAGAAUUAUGCCAAGGGCAUUGAGUGGUAUAGGAAGAAGAUGCCUUUUUCCUACCCUCAGCAAAUCACAAUUGAAAAGAGCCCGGCAUAUUUUAUCACAGAGGAGGUUCCAGAAAGAAUUUACAAAAUGAACUCAUCUAUCAAGUUGCUGAUAAUUGUCAGGGAGCCAACCACAAGAGCUAUUUCUGAUUACACUCAGGUGCUAGAGGGGAAGGAGAGGAAGAAUAAAACUUAUUACAAGUUUGAGAAGCUGGCAAUAGACCCUAAUACCUGUGAAGUGAACACAAAAUACAAGGCAGUAAGAACCAGCAUCUACACCAAACACUUGGAAAGGUGGUUGAAAUACUUUCCAAUUGAGCAAUUUCACAUUGUCGACGGAGAUCGCCUCAUCAUGGAACCUCUGCCAGAACUUCAGCUCGUGGAGAAGUUCCUAAAUCUUCCCCCAAGAAUAAGUCAAUACAAUUUGUAUUUCAAUGCUACCAGAGGGUUUUACUGCUUGCGAUUUAACAUUAUCUUUAAUAAGUGCCUGGCUGGCAGCAAGGGGCGCAUUCAUCCAGAGGUGGACCCCUCUGUCAUUACCAAAUUGCGCAAAUUCUUUCAUCCUUUCAAUCAAAAAUUUUACCAGAUCACUGGGAGGACACUGAACUGGCCCUAAAAUAAUGUCAUACAACACCAUGUGUUGUGCCUGAAGACACUCAAUGUCUCCUCUAGAGUAAGAUAUGCACUUUUCCAAGCCACAACUACCCAAGUCAUUUUUCCAUCUCUACUUGUACAUAGGCAGUAUGUGACCAAAUAUAGGAACAGCUCCUUUUCUACUGAAAAUUUACAAAAGUAAUUUGCCGUCUGCAUAGUUGCAUCUUUUAAACUUGUUACUAGAAGAAGAGAUGGUGGUAUUGGGGGAAAGUGACUUCAGCUGUUCUCAAAGAGUUAGUCUUCCCUUGAGUCAGAAGUUGUCACCCGCCAUUUUCAUUAAUUUAAGCCAAAAGAUUAAUGUAUAAAAUGUACCAAUAGCUGUGAAGCUGCAGGAAGUAGAGGUUUCAGUUAUGCAUUCUUUUCUAAGGGAAAGAUGGCUCUCUAAUUCAGAUGCUGAAUUGGUGCCAUGAAAACAGAAAAUGCUAUUUUCUUAUGAUUUAAAAGAAUGUCUUAUCUCAUAAAAUUGACAUUGUUCCAAAGUCCCCGUGGUGAUUUUGCACUAUUGUUUUUCGUCUGGACCAUGGUGUCACUUGUAGCAGGUCAUACAUUGGAAAGUCGAGUCCUUUUACUUCCAUAUUUUAUGUCAACAAAGAGAAAUGUCAUGUACAUAAUGUAUUUAAUUGUAAAUACUGGUUUCACACUAAGUAAUUCUAUUUUGUAAACUGAAUAUGGCUAUUUAAUUUAUUGUGAAAAUUAAAUUUAUUGUGGUAUUUAAAAAUGGAAUGGAUUAAAAUUACCCUAUGUGCACCUUUUUUUUUAACUCAUUUUGUUUUAUAUGCUUCUUGCUGGCUCCCAACCUCAAAGCUGUCUAUGUGCGUGUUGAGAGCACCUGGAAAUGUGCACUUCUCCACUGGAUUUCUGAACCCUUGAGAAAAUGUAUUUAUGAAUUGAGGUUGAAUAUAUUUUUAAAAAUCUCAACUAUCUGGAAAGCUAGUAUAACAGCCUCCUCAAAGAACACUAAUGCUUGUCUGCUGCAACUUUAUAAAAGUUAAUUUCCUUGCAGUUGCUGCUGUGCUAGGAGAAAAACAAGAAAUACUUUAACAUAAUCAAUGCAUAGAGAAUCACAAUUCUAUCUCAGCCUCUAAUAAGAGUCAAACCAGUACAGAAAUUGAAUGAAAUAAGAUUAGAAAACUUGUGUGGCCUCUGCACUGAAAGCUGCUGAUGCUUCAGAAAUGAAUACAAACUCUCAGAACUCCCUCUUUGAGAUGAAAAUAUUAUCAGUGUGCUCGGCAAUGAUCGAAUUGCAUCGUGUUGUUAUUACUAACACAAACAUUUGGCUCAUAUUUCCAUCCAGAGAAAUUAAUGCUAAAUUGGGUGCUUGCUAGCAUCAAAUACAUUAUAUUAUGUUUAAAUAUGAUUCAGAAAACCAUGGAAGGAGGUGUCAGGGGAAAAAAAAAAAAGAUGGAUUUUUCCCCAAUCACAAUUGCUUACCCAGCGGAAGACACUUGAGAGAGUUUAGUCCAGCAUCACAUUGAGAGUGCCUAGAGAAAUCAGCAAGUUAAAAUGGAUGCCUUUUUGAUUGUAAUACGUGUUGAUUUUCUCCGUGAGUUGUUUAUCCUGUCCAGUGGUUUGAUGGUGAACUUUUAAAAAUAAAUAGCCCUUUCCCCUCCA